Molecule: messenger RNA, 6450 nt
Organism: Pongo pygmaeus (Bornean orangutan)
Lineage: Eukaryota; Metazoa; Chordata; Mammalia; Primates; Hominidae
Gene: ZNF514
Product: zinc finger protein 514
Exons: 6
Coding region: 597-2150 (517 amino acids)
Biological process (GO): regulation of transcription by RNA polymerase II
Cellular component (GO): nucleus
Molecular function (GO): RNA polymerase II cis-regulatory region sequence-specific DNA binding; DNA-binding transcription factor activity, RNA polymerase II-specific
Source: RefSeq, a predicted model, not a curated record
UCCUGUGAGCGUUCGGAGACUGCGGGCGCGUAGACCUGUACUGGGCCCGCGCCCCGGCCCCUGACGGAGCUGGGCGUGUCCCUCCGAGUGCCCCCUGCUAGGGACUGUGCAGGCCGGAGCUAGGCAGGGACAGCGGGGCGAGCCGGGCUGAUAGGGUCGGUCCCUGCUCCUGUGAGGCUCUCACCGAAUCCCUGCUGUCUCCGGGCAGCUGAAGAGCGCUGGGCCCUCGCGUCGCUGGCGUGGCUGUGGCCGUGUCUCCUGGUGGUCUGAGCCCACUGCGCGUGUGGAUCCACGUGGGAGCUGGGUUCCAGAGCCUCGUCCUGAGGCGGAGCCAAGCCGCGGGUAGGAAGCCGGACUUGGCGAGGGAAGAGCACGACCCCGGGCCAGUGCGCCGCGCCGGGCGCACCCGGGUUUGCCAGCCCUGCUCUGGGCCCUGCAGGUCCGCUGGCCCCGCCGCGCCUAGUGGGGAUGCCUCGUGUCCCCCAGGCAGCCCCAGCCUGCGUCCCGCUGCCUGAACCCUCGGGAGGACCACAGGGCUGUGGCCGAAAGACAGAGAUUUGGACCUAGUGAAAGGACGCCGCUCCUUAGCCCCAGCUAUGGACUCCACAGCAUCAGGUUUGGCUCUGGAGCGUGCAGAGGGCCAGGAGCCCUCAUGGGAAGCUAGUACCAGGCCCGAUAUCAGGAGGACCCCAGGAAGAGGCCGGGGAAUCCCACUGAAGGCUUCCCCUUCUCAGAAUCCUGCUCUUCCUCCAGAGAGAUUCCCAGGAGAAGAGGGAACAACCAAUUCAUUCCUGAAAGCCAGACCUUGGGAGGCUGAGCCCAUCCAAGUGAAUGAUGGCUCCCUGCCCUGUCCGGGGUGUUCUCUUCUUGCUGUGCACCCACUCAGAUCGUUUGGGCUUACUCUGGCAUAUUUCGGGAAAGGGCACUGUGGUGACCACCAGGACCUGAUGACAUUUGAAGAUGUGGCUGUGGAAUUCACCCAGUGGGAGUGGGGGCAGCUGAACCCUGCUCAGAAGGACCUCUACAGGGAGGUUAUGCUGGAGAACUUCAGGAACCUGGCCUUUCUGGGGCUUCUAGUAUCCAAACCAUAUGUGAUCUGCCAGUUGGAGGAAAGGGGCGAGCCCUUCAUGGUGGAGAGAGAAAUCUCAACAGGAGCCCACUCAGACUGGGAGAGAAGGUCUAAAUCCAAGGAAUCAAUGCCAAGUUGGGGAAUUUCCAAAGAAGAAUUAUUCCAGGUAGUAUCAGUGGAAAAACAUAUUCAAGAUGUGCUGCAGUUCUCCAAGUUUAAAGCAGCCUGCAGUUGUGAUGGCCAGUUAGAGAUGCAGCAGAUAAAACAGGAGAGAUACCUGAAACAAAUGUCAACCACUCACAAAUCUGCCACCACCCUUAGCAGAGAUUAUAAAUGGAAUGGAUUUGGGAGAAGCUUAGGUUUAAGAUCAGUCCUUGUUAACCAACACAGCGUUCUCAUGGGAGAAGGAUCUUAUAAAUGUGAUACAGAAUUCAGGCAGACUUUAGGGGGAAACAGCUCUCAGAGAACCCAUCCAGAGAAGAAAUCUUUUAACUGUAAUGAAUGUGGGAAGUCCUUUCACUUCCAGUCAGAACUUAGGCGCCAUCAGCGAUGUCACACUGGAGAAAAGCCCUAUGAAUGCAGUGACUGUGGAAGAGCCUUUGGUCAUAUUUCAUCCCUUAUUAAACAUCAAAGAACUCAUACUGGAGAAAAGCCCUAUGAAUGCAGUGAAUGUGGGAGAGCCUUCAGCCAGAGUUCGUCUCUUGUUCUGCACUAUAGAUUUCACACUGGAGAGAAACCCUACAAAUGUAAUGAAUGUGGACGAGCUUUUGGUCACACUUCAUCCCUUAUUAAGCAUCAGAGGACUCAUACUGGAGAAAAGCCCUAUGAAUGCAGGGAAUGUGGGAGAACCUUCAGCCAGAGCUCAUCACUCAUUGUGCAUUACAGAUUUCAUACUGGAGAGAAACCUUACAAAUGUAAUAAAUGUGGGAGAGCCUUCAGCCAGAGUUCAUCUCUCACUCAACAUUACAGAUUUCACACUGGAGAGAAACCCUACAAAUGUAAUGAGUGUGGAAGGGCCUUUGCUCAUACUGCAUCCCUUAUUAAACAUCAGAGAAGUCAUGCUGGGAAAAAACUCCUAUAAAUUCAGUGAAUAUAGACGGGCUUUCAGCUGGAGUGCAGACAUCACCAGAACUUAAGGAAUUCAUAUCAGAGAGAGAUCCUAAAGGUGUAAUGUAUGUGGGAAGACCACAUCUUUUCCACAUCAGGCAAUAAUUACUAAAGAGAAUCCCUAUCAAUGUCAAGAGGGGGUGGGCUUCCCCUCUCUUACCAAACACGAGAGAAUCCAUACUAGUGAGAAACCACGUGAAUGUAAUGAAUGUGGGAAGGCUUCGAUCAGAGGAUGCAUAUUAUUCAGCAUCAGACAGCCAACACUGGGGAGGAGCCUUAUCAAUGCAGUGAGUGUGGCAAGCCUUCAGUUACAUACUGAUUCUUUAAGAAAAUCAGAUAACUUGUAGUGGAGAGAAAUUCUACUAGUGUGGUAAGUACGGAAAAAUCUUCAGUUGUAUCUCUUCCUUUACUAAGCAUCAAGAACACAUACUAGAGAGAGGCCCUAUGAAAGAAGGAAAUAGAGGAAGGCCUUCAGUCAGAGCUCAUCCCAUAUUAAGCAUCAGAAAAUUCAUACCUGAGAAAAACCUGUGAAUGUGGGCAAUGUGGGAGAGCCUUCAGCCAAACCUCAUUGCUUUAUAAACCCCUUAGAACUCUCCCUACUAGCUGGAAACUCUGGUGAUGUGAUGAGUGUGGGAAAGGCUUUGGUGGAUGUUCCACCAAAACACGUUAGAGAAUUUGUACAUUAGAGAAUUUGUGCUAGAGCAACUCUUCAAAUUUAGUGAAACUAGGAAAAUGCACUAGUAUAGUUCAAGCCUCAGUAUUCAUCUCAAAGAGAAACCUUGGGAACAUGAUGAAUGUGAGGAAAGUUCCUUUCCAACUUGAGAUGUAUAAAACUAGAGCUGAAAAGAAGCUGAGAAAUCACCUUGUCUGGUGAUUUUCUGCCUGGUGGGGCCAUUUGUAUAACCACACUUAUGCAUUGCCUCCUCAUGCUGUUACUGACGGGGCAGGGUGUCCUGCGUGGGCGCAGAGGAUGGAGGCUGAGAAAGGUAGACAGCUACCCAUGAUCUAGCCCAGUCGUAUUUUAGAGCUAAUAAAACUGAUGUUCAGAAAGUGACAUGCCUUGGCCUAUAGUCUUAACUGGGCUGGGCCUCUUUCCUGUGGUUCACAGCUGUAGUAUGGAGAUUAAUAGACUGGACCUUUCCAGUACAACACCUCCAUGCACUUCUUUCUCUGUAGCACAUGUUACCUUUCUUUGUGAGGCAAUGGAGUGGUUUAGGAUUGAGCAAAAAGCAAUUUUCAUUACAUCUUUAUGAUAAUAGAUUUAGAAUUUUUGAAAUGAAACCUUGUUUAAACAUUAAAAUUACUAAAAUAGGCCAGGCGCGGUAGCUCACGCCUGUAAUCCCAGCACUUUGAGAGGCCGAGGCGGCAGAUCGCAAGGUCAGGAGAUCGAGACCAUCCUGGCUAACAGGUGAAACCCUGUCUCUACUAAAAAUACAAAAAAAUUAACCAGGCGUGGUGGCGGGCGCCUGUAGUCCCAGCUACUGGGAAGGCUGAGGCAGGAGAAUGGCGUGAAUCCGGGAGGUGGAGCUUGCAGUCAGCCAAGAUCGCGCCACUGCACUCCAGCCUGGGAGACAGAGUGAGACUCCGUCUCAAAAAAAAAAAAAAAAACAAACACUAACAUAUGGGUAUUAUACACAAUCUAGAUCUCAAAAACAUGAUUCUAAGUGAAAGAAGGCAGAUGCCGGAGACCACGUAUUUUCUAGUACCAUUUUAGGAAAUGUCCAGAAAUGGCAGAUCUUCAGAAACAAAGUAACUGCAAAUGUUACAAGGAAUCUUUUUGGGGUGACGAAAAUGUUCUAAAACUAGAUGGUGGUGAUGGUUGAACAAUUUGGUAACUUCACUAAAAAUCAUCGAAUUGUUCACUUCAUAUGGGCAGAUAUUAUGGUAAAUAUACCUCAAUAAAAUCGUUUUUCAAAAUCAAAUUUACACAUAUACCAACCAUUGCUAAACACAUAUUCCUGUUUUGUUUGUUACUUCAAGCCAUCUGUGCAUUUUUGGUAUCACUUCUUACUUUCUAUAACAGUUACCCCUACAUUUACUGGGUCUCAGAACCUUGUCAGGCUCUUCUUUAAAGUUCCUACCAUGUUGGCUCUGUAACUCAGGUGGAGAAGCCUAGACCAGGAGCUGGUAUAGACCAAAGGAUACUUGCCUAAUAAGGAUUAGCUUAUACUGAGGAAAAUCCUGUAAGUAUUUAAAGUCCAGAUGAGGAAGUUGAGCCCAGAAUUCAGGGAACCAGCUCAAAGUGGGCCCAUGCAGACAGGCUGGGUCUAGAGUCCACAAGGUUGGCCAGGGCAGGUAGGAUGCACAGGAGGCAUCUGGAUCUGGAAGUACUUGGACAGCUGAGGUCAAGAUGCAAGUCUUGGAGCCUAAAAAUCACACAGAAAUUUCUUCCUGGACAGCCAAGGUUUACAGGAGCAGAAAUAGCAAAUAUUUUCUUGCUCCAUCUCUCCCUUUUUUCCCAGUGCCCUUUUCUGUACCUACCCAGAUCACUUUAUACCUAGACAUCUGUCACAAUUUUGUAACUGGUCUUCAUCCAAAAUCUGUCUCCUCUUCUCAUGUAUCCUUGCCAUAUUAACCAUACUCAUCAGUUUGAACCCAGUGUCCUGCCCUCUAAAAAUCCUUUGCACUGCCUAAAGGAUAAAUCCUUACCCCCGUGUGUGGUAUAUAAUGCCCUCUUUAGGCUACUCCAACCUCCUGCGGCUCCUGACAGAAGCCUCUAUUGCACACAAACGCUCUCUUGUCAUCCCUCAGACAUGCCUUUCCACAUCUCAGCCUGUAAACCUUUACCUUAGCCAUUCUAUCAGCCUGGGGCACCUUCUCUACCUACCUAAAGCCUACAUAAUCAGUCAGAAACCUGUGUUAAUUUCCCUUCCUUGGAGAGGUGUUCUCUUGAAAACUGAUAUAAAGUCAUAUCUUACCAUUUGUAAUAUAAACAUAUUUGCGUAAGUUUUUAAAAAUGGACAAUAUUUAGACUUGUGGUAAAUCUUAUCACUGUCUUGAUCUAUUUAAAUAAUUUUUUAUCACUUUACCACUUUCUUAUUUCCUGAACCAGAUGACAACGGAAAAAGUCAAAUGGUAGAAUAUUUUAGGAGAUUUAUUCUGAGAUAAAUAUGAGUGACCUGUAGGCACAGUUGACCAGCAUUUGCCUUAAAACAGAGACCUUAAGACUAACAAAAACAGACUCUUUGUAGCAAUAACAACAUGACAGUAAGUCCUGAGAGAAAUCAAAGUGUUUUACGCCAAAAUAGAUUUCUUUUAAGUCCGUUAAGAAACAAGUCUGACACAGCCCCAGGAGAUCCUGAGAGCAUGAGCCCAAGGUGGCUCUUGUCAGGAGCAGCAGCAGGUUGGGGCAGCCUGAAGAGGACAUUAUAUACCAAACACGGGACUGAGGAUUUAUCUUGUGGGAAGUGCAAAGGAUUUUUGGAGGGCAGGACACUGGGUUCAAACUGACGAGUAUGGUUAACAUGGCAAGGAUACGUGAGAGGAAGAGACAAUUGUGCUGUCAGGCUACAGCUUGGUUUCAUGCAUUUUUACAUUUUAGCGGAAUGUAAGACAUCAAUACAUGUAAGAUUUACAUUGGUUCGAUAGAGAAAGGCAGGACAACUUGAAGCUGGUGAGAAAGGGACAGGGACAGAGGGAGGGCCUUCCAGGUUAUAGGUGGAUUCAAAGAUUUUCUGAUUGGCAGUGGGUUUAUCCAAAGAUCUGGAAUCAAUAGAAGGGAAUGUCUGGGUUAAGAUAAGGUAUUGUGGAGACCAAGGUUCUUACUGUGAGAUGAAGCCAGAAGGUAGCAGGCUUCAGAGAGAAUAGAUUGUAAAUGUUUCUUAUCAGACUUAAGAGAAAUUUAUUUUAGGAUAAAAUACUUAGAUUUCUCUCAGGGCCUGUUAUCUGUCGUGUUAUCUUAUUGCUACAAAGAGUCUGUUUUUGUCAGUCUUAAGGUCUCUGUUUUAAUGUUAAUGCUGGUCCACUGUGCCUGAAUUCCAAAGAGAGGAAGGUAUAAUGAGGUAUGUCUAACCACCCAUUCCCAUCAUGGCCUGAGCUAGUGUUUCAGGUUUACUUUAGAAUGCUCUUGGCCAAGCGGAAGGGUCAAUUCAGUUGGUUGUGUGCUUAGAAUUUUAUUUUUGACUUACACAGACCAUCAGCUGCUUCGUGUCACAUCUCAUGCUUCUCUUGUGUUGCCCAGUUUUCUCAGUGCUUCCGACUGCAUGUUUUUGUACUAUAUGAAAAGCCUUCUUUCUAGAAGACUACCAAUUAAAUAUUUCUUUAGAAAAAUGUAA